UGUGGGGCGGGGCGGACGAGCGUUUUUUGUGGAGCUUCAGCGGUGUAUGCUCGGCCGCCGCCCCCACUGCUGUGCAGUGUCCGCCCCUCUCCUGCCUUUAGAGGGCACAGGGCACCGCCGGGGCUUGGGGUGGUCGCACAGCCGCCCAACGUCUCCGCUGAGCCACCUUUUCUAUCUGGCGGCUCUUCUCGGCUGGCUCCAGGUCGGGGGUGAAAAUGGCGCCGGCGCCUCGAGGCGUCCGGGAGGAGCCGCUGCUGGAGAGUGGGUCGGGACCGCUUUCCCGGCUCCUUUUUCUCGCCCAGGCCUUCCUCCUCCUGCUGCCGGCUGCCCGGGCAGGCCUCUGCCCCGCGCCCUGCUCCUGCCGCAUCCCUCUGCUGGACUGCAGUCGCAGGAAACUACCAGCGCCGAGCUGGAGGGCGCUGUCUAGCCCGCUGCCUCCCGACAUCGCCAGCCUGGAUUUGAGUCAUAAUCGGUUGUCUCACUGGAACGUCAGCUUGGAAUCUCAAACGUUACAAGAAGUGAGAAUGAAUUACAAUGAGCUAACAGAAAUCCCAUAUUUUGGAGAACCAACCUCUAAUAUUACUCUACUGUCAUUAGUCCAUAAUAUAAUCCCAGAAAUAAAUGCAGAGGCUUUCCAGUUUUACCCUGCUCUUGAGAAUUUAGAUCUCAGCUCAAAUAUAAUAUCAGAAAUCAAGACAUCUUCAUUUCCUCGAAUGCAGCUUAAAUACCUGAACUUGAGUAAUAAUAGGAUAACCAUUCUGGAGGCUGGUUGCUUCGAUAAUUUAUCGAGUUCCUUGUUAGUGGUAAAGUUAAACCGAAACAGAAUUAGCAUGAUUCCACCCAAAAUCUUCAAACUGCCUCACCUCCAGUUCUUGGAACUUAAAAGAAACAGGAUUAAAGUUGUGGAAGGUCUAACAUUCCAAGGGCUUGACUCCUUAAGAUCUUUGAAAAUGCAGCGGAAUGGAAUUAGCAAACUUAAGGAUGGCGCUUUUUUUGGCUUGGAUAACAUGGAAGAACUAGAACUGGAGCAUAAUAACCUUACAGAAGUGAACAAGGGGUGGUUGUAUGGCUUGCGAAUGCUACAGCAGCUCUAUGUGGGCCAGAACGCUGUUGAAAGAAUCAGCCCUGAUGCCUGGGAGUUCUGCCAAAGACUGUCCGAACUUGAUUUGUCCUAUAACCAGUUGACCCGCCUGGAUGAAUCUGCCUUUGUGGGUCUGAGCUUACUGGAGACAUUGAAUUUAGGGGACAACAGAGUCACUCACAUUGCUGAUGGUGUCUUUAGGUUUCUUUCCAAUCUUCAGACACUAAACUUAAGAAACAAUGAAAUUUCAUGGGCCAUAGAAGAUGCUAGUGAAGCCUUUGCUGGACUCACAAGUCUCACUAAGUUAAUCUUACAAGGAAAUCAGAUUAAAUCAAUUACAAAGAAAGCAUUCAUUGGGCUUGAAUCCCUUGAGCAUCUAGAUUUGAACAACAAUGCUAUAAUGUCUAUCCAAGAAAAUGCUUUUUCUCAGACUCGCUUGAAAGAACUCAUCCUGAACACUAACAGUUUGCUCUGUGACUGCCAUUUGAAGUGGUUGCUUCAGUGGCUGGUUGAUAAUAACUUCCAACACUCUGUGAAUGUCAGCUGUGCACAUCCUGAAUGGCUGGCAGGGCAAAGCAUCCUGAAUGUGGAUCUGAAAGAUUUUGUCUGUGAUGAUUUUCUCAAGCCACAGAUAAGAAUACAUCCUGAAACCACAGUUGCCCUAAGAGGCGUGAACGUGACCCUGGCGUGCACUGCAGUGAGCAGCAGUGACUCACCCAUGUCUGCUGUGUGGCGCAAAGACAGCGAAAUCUUGUAUGAUGCCGACAUUGAGAACUUGGUUCGUUAUCAGCAGCACGCUGGAGAAGCUCUAGAAUAUACUAGUGUCUUACAUCUUUUCAGUGUGAAUUUCACAGAUGAAGGAAAAUACCAGUGCAUCGUUACUAAUCACUUUGGUUCUAAUUAUUCUCAUAAAGCCAAACUGACUGUGAAUGAGAUGCCAUCUUUCCUGAAAACCCCAAUGGAUCUGACUAUUCGCACUGGUGCCAUGGCCAGACUAGAAUGCGCUGCACAGGGCCACCCUGCACCUCAGAUUUCCUGGCAGAAAGAUGGCGGCACCGACUUUCCUGCAGCUCGGGAAAGACGCAUGCAUGUCAUGCCUGAGGAUGAUGUCUUCUUCAUUGCAAACGUGAAAAUAGAAGACAUGGGAAUCUAUAGCUGCAUGGCACAAAAUAUAGCAGGAGGCCGCUCAGCAAAUGCCUCCCUCACAGUGUUGGAGACACCGUCGUUUAUUAGACCCCUGGAGGACAAAGCAGUGAGCCGAGGUGAAACUGCAGUCUUGCAGUGCAUAGCCGGGGGGAGUCCUGCCCCUCGCCUCAACUGGACCAAGGACGAUGGCCCACUGCUGGUGACAGAACGGCACUUCUUUGCUGCAGCCAACCAGCUGCUCAUCAUUGUCGACGCCGGGCUCGAAGAUGCUGGGAAAUACACCUGCAUUAUGUCUAACACCCUUGGGACAGAACGUGGUCACAUUUACCUCAAUGUCAUUUCCUCCCCCAAUUGUGACUCUUCCCAGAGUGGCACUGGGCACGAGGAUGACGGCUGGACCACAGUGGGCAUUGUGAUCAUCGUGGUGGUCUGCUGUGUUGUGGGCACCUCUCUGAUCUGGGUCAUUGUCAUUUACCACAUGAGAAGGAAAAGUGAAGACUACAGCAUCACCAACACAGAGGAGCUGAAUCUGCCUGCAGACAUUCCCAGCUACUUAUCUUCCCAGGGAACACUGUCUGAGCCACAGGAAGGCUACAGCACCUCCGAGGCCGGCAGUCAUCAGCAGCUUAUGCCUCCUGCCAGUGGGUAUUUCCACAAAGCCACGGAUGGUGGCACUGCUACCCGGGUCAUCUGCUCAGAUUGUUACGACAAUGCCAACAUCUACUCCAGGACCCGAGAAUACUGUCCGUACACCUAUAUUGCUGAGGAGGACCUUUUAGAUCAGACACUGUCCAGCCUCAUGGUCCAGAUGCCCAAAGAGACAUACUUGGCACAUCCUUCCCAAGAUGCUGCUACCCUGGAGAGCCUGGUCUUAUCAGCAGACAGAGAGGUGUCUGCCUUUCCCACCAACCACGAGAGGAUAAAUGAGAAGAAGCUUCCCUCCACACAGAUGAGCAAUGAAACAUUUCAACGGCCUCUGUGGAACGUAAGCAAAGAGCUAGGCCUGCCUCAUCUUCCCUUUUCCCAGCAACCGGUCCUUGAGUCGCCACAACUUCAUGCAAAUGAGGGCCUGGCAGAGAGUGGUCCAGACUGUUCCGCGUCCCCCACGCCUUGUCACAGGUCACCUGACCAUGCUUUUGAUUUUAGUAGGACUCGGAACGUUCAAGAUGGUAGUGAGGGCACAUGAAACUCAUUCCAGGAUGAAAUCUGGGCAGAGACCCAAAUUAAUUUUGUAUUUACUACCUCAGAGUUCAGAAGACACCCCCGAGUCAGCAUUUGCUUUAGUCUUUGUCUACAGUUACAUCUGACCACACCAAGGUACCCCAAGCAUUUGUUUGGGCUUCUGUCUGACAAAGGAGGAGUAGUGGCUGACGGAAAUGGGUACAUCUGAUAAGAAAUGUGCAGCAGGGGCCGAGGAAGAUACAAGACAAAUGUGUUUCCUGAUGGUUCCAUGGGGAUGUGCCCACGUGUGCAUUGCACAUUAGGAAGAAUCUCGUUGCUGCUUGAUAUGCUGAUUGUCUCAACCCGCAAAGUGACUCUGAGAAAGCAUCACCGUUCUGUUUUGCCUUCCAAAGAACAAAAAUAACUUCGGAGCCCUCUGGGAAGUGCUCCUGAGAGUCCUCGGUGGUGGUUAGCAUAUAGUUGAGGCUGGGGCUUUGAUAUUCAAGGUCUUGGACAAGAAUCCCAGGCUUGACCCACUGUCACCAGGUCAAGGGGUUUUGUAUUCAUGUGAAUAUUUUUUUGGGGGGGAGGUCCCUAUCACCCAGGGAUCUCAUUGUAAAUAUAUGUGCAUUUAUAAAUAAUUUUUGUAUUCAUUGACCAUAUGUGUUGGCUACAAUGUAAAUAUUUUUGAUAUGCCAAAAUUAUAUAUAUAAUCCAGUUACAAUAUUGACAGCAGCUUCUCAGACCACAGAUUUUUGUAUAUCUUGGGUUUAAAGUUUCAAAAAUGUAUUUGUUAAGUAUAUGUAUAGAGGCAGGGUCCCUAGCGAUUGCGUACACACAGACACAAUCCUGGUGUAAUUAACCACUUCAUACCUGAAGGUUCAUACAUCUCAUCAUUUGCCAUCUGUUUAUAAGUGCCAGGUAAUAUUACCUUCCUAGCAUAAAAAGGCUCUUUCAAAAGACUAGCAGUCUUGUCAUAGCCAUAUGCACAUAGAUAAAGGAAAACUUGUUUGGAGAAUAGCUUCUUUCAACAAAGUACUUAGUUGAGAAAGCCAAAGAUUGCUUCUUUUCUGUGUUUGUUUUCUUAUAAUGUCUCUUCUACCGAUGCACAGUGUAUCUUAAGAAGGGAAGAAGGCUUUCGGGAGUGGAAGAACGUGCAGAAAUUCUUACACUAUAAAGCUUUAGAGUGGUCCUUGUUUUGUACAAGUGAUUAUUUAAGCCAAAAAGUUUUCCUGAAUUUCUGAGAGAGAGCUUUAUUUAAACAAAGGACUUAACACUAAUGGAAUGAACUGAGGUUCUUUCUUUGUGCUUUCAGAUUUCCUUACAUAGGCUGUCAUAUGCUGUCCUCUAAAUCUAUUAAGUGUACUGAUUAUGAAUAGAUAACUUCAAUCACUUAAGUGACAAUAUCUAUUUCUGAGUCAUUGUGCAUUUCAAGGGUUCUAAACUCACAUAGUUUCUCAGCUUUUUGCUAGAAAGCCCAGCUGAAUUUCAUACUGUGUCCCCAAAAAUAAGACCUAACCGGAAAAUAAGCCCCAGCAUGAGUUUUCAGGAUGACAUCCCCUGAACAUAAGCCCUAGUGCGUCUUUUAGAGCAAAACUUAAUAUAAGACCCAGUCUUAUUUUCGGGGAAACACAGUACUAGUUUUCAAUCCUAAAUUUUUCUCCGACAGGCAGCAGCACUUCUUUAGUUGUUUUUACCACUAUGCCUUUUUCCCCCCUUUUUUAAACUGUCAGCCUCCGUUCAUUUUCACUUUGAACGUCUUAAAUAUCACUGUUUUCCUAUCCCUUCCAUUUAUGGUCCCUCUUCUUACUUACUAGAUUGUCGUAUAAUUUGCACUGACUUAGACUCAAGAGACGACGUAGUUCCUCGCUCUGCUCCUUACUAGUUGUGUAAUCAAGGGCUAGUUCCAUUACUUCUCAGCCCGAUUUUCUCAUUUAUGAAAUGAGGGCAUUUUACUAGAUGCUCUAAAGCCCUUUCCAGCUGUAACAUUCUAUGAAUCUGUGAUCCCUCCAGGACCAAGGAGGAUUAUGCUACUCUAAUGAAAAGCUGCUUUCAUGAAAUGUUUGUUCGAGUAGAACAAGGGUGAUGCUGCUGCUUACUCUGACUUGAGCCAGAUUUAUUUCCUCUCUAGCAGGAGUAAUGGUACAAGAAAUACUCUUGAGGAGAAGAAAUACUCUGCUUCUAAACAGACUCAGUAAACAGAGACUCUUGACUCCAUUGAAAGCCACCCUUUGCUCUCUAGAACAGCAGGUCUAAAUGCUACUGUUACACCACACCAAAGUUCCAGAAUCCGGAGAGGUGUGCCACAGCUAAUCGGUGGCUAGUUUGUGACUCCUUUACCUUUCUCAUGUGUUCGCGGCUACCCCUGUAACUAUACAGCACUCUCACUCACAUUCUGAGACUUGCCUGAGUGAAAAAGGGUGGAGUUAGAGCCAGACUGGAGGAGAGCAUCAGCUGUUAUGUGUGAGAGGACAAAACAGGCUGUGAACCAGCGUUCUAGGAAACUUCAAAUACGAGUGCUGCGUCUGCUCUAGCAGUGGUCGUUCUGCUGCUGGUGUCAGAGGCCGGUCUCCUGCAUGGCCAGGUUCUCCAUGAUGGCAGCUCACAUGGUUGAGAUGUUCUCCCAGAUAUUUCUGGCUUGCCUUCAUAACUAAACAACUUGCUUAAAAAACUAGUCAGGACUUUGUUUACAUGUGAAUAGCCAACCCCUGUUCUUAAAAAAAAAAGAAUUUGAUAAAUGUUGAUCAUAGGAGGAAUUCCUGAAACUUUUCAUACCGUGUAUGUUUUUGACCAAGCAGUGAUGUAUCUCUCUACUAGAACCAGGAUCGGUGGCUCAUCAGUGUUUCUUUCCAGCACUCUAAUGUUUGCCUCUGGCCAGUUUAAUCAGGGAUGUUGCAAGAAGCACCGCAGACUAAAAUGCUGAGAAAACUACUCUGCCCCCGACUCCGUUACCACUUCCUGUCAGGAGGGAUGCAUACAUUCUGUUCAUUUAUUUGUGCCCCUCUUAGACGGAUUCUUCAAGUCUACCUGGAAGAACUAACAUUAUCCUUGAACUCCAAGCCUUACUGGCUUUCUGUCCCUCAGCAGCUUCUGAAAUGCUUUCCCUAGUAUUCAAGUUACUACAUAGGAUAGGAACGAGCAACACCCAGCCCAGUGUGCGGUCCCGUCUAUGGCACCACCUCAGAAUGCUUUAAAAAAAUGUAUUUUUCUGAAGGUAACUUGCAUGUUUAAAAACAGUUGCCUUCAUAUUGCCCAUUCGGAUUUUGUAAAGGGAACAUUAAGAUGUCAAGCAACUUAGACUCUUACUCAUUUUCCUAAGAAAUGGGAGAUAUGGCAAAAGUCUUUACUUAAAGGAUUAUCAUACAGAAUAAGGAUGAGAUGCACUCUAUUCCAGAAGAACGGGGCAGUGUAUUCAGUGGGGCAGAAGUUACAGGGAGGCGCAGUACAUUCUUGCCAGUAAUUCUACAUAAGCUCUCUCUAACCGUUAGAUUUGUCUGACAAUUGGAUACAGCCUUUUGUGGGAAAAGGACACACAGAAACUAAAGAAUCAUCUGUUAAUAGCAUUGAAGAAAUUUCUGCAUUGAGACGGAACACGAGCAAGAUGACUUUUAGGUCUCUGUUUUAUCAUUGGAAAUCACCAGAAGCAAUUUGAUGUUCUUAAAAAUUUGUCCUUCAGAAUCCUGUCUAUGCAGUAAGUAUAGAGCACUCAAGAAUUUUUUUAAAAAAGAAUUUUGGGUUUGGUUGACAAAAGGAGCCUGUUCUGUGUUAAUGGCUGAAAACGUGAAACUCUGGGCUUGCUUUUCUGAGAGAAUCUAUAACUAGUUAUUAACACAAAUGGCAUUACCAUAGUAAAAAAUUUAAAAGCCUAUAAUGUAUUAUAACCCUCCCUUUUACUCUUUAAUUUUUAUUCCUGUUUCUUCUAAUCAGUGGCACUCCAUUUUGAAUGGGGUUGGAAUUGUGUUCAGUUUUAUACCAAUAUUUUACCCAAGUGAGUUCCAGCCUUUUCUGUUCAUUUGAAUAUCCACAGAAAUGCCAAGAGGGUAACAGAGCAACAGAGGUUAAUUUGCUGUCAUUGUCACUUUAUGCUACAUCCUCCAUUUCUUAUUUUGCUUCUUGAUGCAGAUUACAAAGGUAAUGGACCUUAAAGGUCGAGCCAAGAUUUUUUUGGCAACUUGCAAGUAAUGUUUCAUUUUUCUAUUACAUGGUCUCUUUCCCAGUUCAGUUUGGCAAAUAUUUUUCUUUCCUGCUUCUUCUAACUUACAACUUUUUUGUUUGGAAUACAAUAAACCAACAUCAGUUAGCCUCAAAAUUCUUUCUAUUUUGGACAACUGCCUGGUUUGUUGCAAAAAUAACAAGUUUUGACUUGAGAGAUAUAUUACAAGCUGCUCUUAACAAAACACCUGAAAGCCCACGAAUCAUCUGAAGGUUUUGUGGGUACCAAGGUGUGUGUACGCACGUGUGUGUGUGUGUGUGUUUUAAGAGUAAUAAUGGACCUGCUCCCUCAGUGUUGUGUGGUGUGUUUUUUAGCAAUCCUAAUCUCCACCAAGCGCGUGGGGUGAAGGUGAAAAGCAGUGCAAUUUGAGCCUGUUUUCAAAUGUAAGGAGUGUAAUUAUCAACUGUAAUUGUCUUGAAAGAGAAAUUGAUCAUCAGGUGGUCAAGUGCUCUUGGAAUAUGUCUUGGCUACUUAAAGUGGCCUCUUGAUCUAUAGAGAGACUCUUUCUUUGUACCCCGUCCUUUCCCCCAGUUCUCCUUUGUUCCCUUUGGGAUAUCAGUCUGAGCAGCCCCGGUACCAGAUGUCCCUAAAGAGAGAGAGAAGCCAAGGUGUUGAGUGUGGCCUUUCCUGGUAUCUAUUUAUAUUUUCUCACACAUGAGAAUGUAUAUUUUAUAAAGCAUGUGUUUGUCUACUUGUUUGUCUACUGUAAUAUGUCUUCAAUAAAG
This is a messenger RNA of Rhinolophus ferrumequinum (greater horseshoe bat), 8326 nucleotides long. RefSeq names its product leucine rich repeats and immunoglobulin like domains 2 (gene LRIG2). The record is from RefSeq and is a predicted model, not a curated record. NCBI's taxonomy places the organism in Eukaryota, Metazoa, Chordata, Mammalia, Chiroptera, Rhinolophidae. Gene Ontology annotation, molecular function: protein binding. Bases 216 to 3413 code for a protein of 1065 amino acids. The transcript is spliced from 18 exons.